AUGGCUCUUGCGGGUCCCCCCAGGGCGGCAGUGGCCAGGCCGACCAUCGCGCCCACGAGAGUGAGGGUGACCGUGCCGGAGGCCUUCAUGGUGCUCCACCUGAGGAUGAGGGUGGUGGAGGAGCAAACCAGCACGCUGGUGCGAGACCUGGAGGAGCUCGGCAUCGAUGGCAAGAGCCUUGAUAAUUUCCACUCGGAGACCUCAGAAGCACCCGCUUGUCACCCAGCCAUUAGCCCUGUGCAGGCUAGGGUAGCAUUUGUGGGAGAAAAUACACUGUGGAAGAACUGUGAGAAGCUGGUGAAUCGAAUGUGUCGGUUAGAGAGUGUUGUGCAGACACUGAAAUCAAACGUCUUCCAGCUGCAGGCAGAAAAGGAACUGAAUUCCAAGCACACAGCCCAGUUGGAGCAGCACCUGAAUGCACUCCACAAGGAGCAUUUGCAAGAAAUGAAGACUGUACAGCAAGAAGCAGUGAAGUUGCACCAGCAUCUGAGUGAUGUGAAAGAGGCUGAAGAAAAGGCAAGAGAGGAAGUUCGGAGACUGGGUACUGCUCUGGAGAUUACAACUUCAUCCAAGAUGGAUGUAGUAAUUGCAGCUGAGGAACUGAGGAACACAAAACAGAAGAUUAACUGUAGACUUCAGGAGCUCACAGAACGGCUUUCCCAGGAGAUCAGCCUGCGGGAGUCUCUGGAGGAAUCCCAUGCAACUGUGCAGUGUUAUGUACAGGACAUGGAAGCAAUAGUAGAAGCAGAACGAAAGCAGGUACAGAUACUACAGCAGGACUGCCACAACUUGUGUAAAGAUGUCCAGCUAGCCCGAGUGAGGCUGCAAGAGGAGGAGAAAAGAGCUGCACAGCUGGAGCAACAGUGCACACAACUGAAAGCUGAGCUGGACUCCAGGAACUGUAUCAUUUCCCAGCUUGGUGAAGAAACAAAAAAUGCACAGCUGUCCUUAAGUAAAGAACGCAAGGAGAACCUGCAGCUUCAGUCUAAAAUGACCACAUUGGGAGAGACAGCAGAGAAAGUACAGGUCCUUAAUGAUCGCUUAAGCCAGCAAUGCUCAGAGCUCAGCACCACACUCCAAAGUGUUGCCAUGGAGAAUGCUAAACUCAUUUCAGACCAUCAGACUGUGCUUAAGGCAGAACAAGACAAGACACAUAAGCUGCAAGAGCAAAACUUGCUUCUGAAUGCUGCCCACAACAACAUUCUCGGAGAGCUGCAGAGUGUGCACCAUGAGAGGUCUCAGCUUCAAAAAGAGCUGGAGGCCUUGCGUACAGAGCAUGGCAAAUACAGGCUGAAGGCAAGCCUUGCUGAGAAGGCAGCAGCCACACAGAGACAGCUUCUGGAACGUACUGUUGCUAGACUGCAAGAUGAACUUGAGACAGCUUUGCAAGAGAAAAGAUCUCUGCUGGCAGAAAAGGAAUAUCUUCAACAGGAGGUACAGAAAACGACAAGAGCAAAUGAAACAGUACAAGAAAGGAAUAAACUGGAAGUACUAAAAACAGAGAAUGAGCUAGAAAUUAUUUCAAUGAAAUUCACUUUGCAAACACUAGAGCAAGAGAAGAAGAGGCUAUUGAAUCACUUGGCUGCGCUGGUACAUGAGCAGCAAGUGCUGGCAGAGCUGACUGACAGCAAGAAUAAACUGACCUGUGACAAAGGAAAACUUCAGGUGGCAAGCCUGCAGCACCAGCUGGACACAGCAAAGGAUGACAGCAGUAAGGCAACAGCCAUGCUGGAGCGUGCAUUAGCGUCUCAUAACAAGAUGAAGGCACUUCUGGAUGUGGUACAAACUGAGCUGGCACAUAAGGACACUGAAAUCAACAACCUCAGAAGAGACAAGAGCCAGACUCAACAGAAGAUACAGAUGUUGGAAAGAAAACUGAAACAUUGCCAAGCCAAAGUGGUUGCCAUUGGAAGGCAGCACCAGAGCCAGGUGGAACCACUUUGUAAGGCACUAGAAACAGCUAGAACAGACAAGAAGAAACUUGUUGUUUGUUUGGAAGAAGUUUUGCAGGUCAGUAACACCCUGCAGAGCAAGCUGAUCCAAACUCAAUGUGAACUGAAAAGUAAAGAAACAGAGAAUCAGCAGCUGAUGAUCUGCAGGGAAGAGUUAACGGAAAAAGACAGGCCAGAGGAAAAGACAUGUGCUGCACACUUAGAGCCUUUGAAGCAGCAGCUUCAAACUGAACAAGCGGCUUCCAGGAAAGCCACAUGUCAUGAAUCUGCUGAGAUAAAGAAAUCCCUUGAAGAAGAAUCCUCCAAACUGGCUGAAGUUUCCUGUGCUAACAGGGAGCUGCAGCUGAAAGUAACAGAGCUGGAAAAGUCUUUUUCCAGUUACAGGAAAAAGCUAAAAAGUCAAAGAGCUCAAGUCAGACAAUGCCUGGCCUGUAAAGCUAAUGCAGGAAGGAUAAAGGAACUGGAAAAAACAGUCAAACAUCUGAAGAAAUGUAAAGAGGAGACACAAGAAAAACUGAAGGAAGCUAGCAUAGACUCAGAACAGAUCACAAGUAGCAUAAAAGCAGCUCACCGUCAGUUCAAAUCUAAGUUUGACUACCUGCAACUAGAAGCUGUGAAAACACACCAGCCAAAGAACCCUGAAGACAGCAGCUCCAACAAGGAGUUCCUUACACGGGUGGAAAACAGACCCCUCUUCUAG
Molecule: messenger RNA, 2652 nt
Organism: Nestor notabilis (Kea)
Lineage: Eukaryota; Metazoa; Chordata; Aves; Psittaciformes; Psittacidae
Gene: CCDC150
Product: coiled-coil domain containing 150
Exons: 22
Coding region: 1-2652 (883 amino acids)
Source: RefSeq, a predicted model, not a curated record